Messenger RNA from Vigna radiata var. radiata (mung bean), 1783 nucleotides. RefSeq names its product nodulation protein H. Bases 578 to 1513 code for a protein of 311 amino acids. The transcript is spliced from 7 exons. Lineage: Eukaryota; Viridiplantae; Streptophyta; Magnoliopsida; Fabales; Fabaceae. The record is from RefSeq and is a predicted model, not a curated record.
AACCGUCCUCACUCCUAACGAUAUUCGAAGCACUUCCGAACACAAAGAAAGAGUGUGGCAUAGUGCAAGAUUACCGAAAAUAUGUGUAGCUAUAUCUGAAAUCCAAGAUUAGAAGCUUAGAAAUAAUUAUUUCAUUUUUCACCAGAUCCAAAAAAGAGAAGGGAUAAAAAAGAAGAACAAAUAAUAAAAAGGAAAAAAGAAAGAGAAGAAAAAGCUCAGUGUCACGCACGCACCUCAUCUCAUCGAGGAACCCCUUUUGCUUUUCCUCCAUUUUUUGGCCUGUGUGGUUACUGGUUGCAGCAAUGAGAGCUGAAACAAAAGCUUUAGAAUAAAAACCGAAGAAAGAAUUUAGAAAGGUACCCGAAAAAUGCCUUUUCAUCUGCAUUCUUUUUGAGCUCGUCAACAAUGGCCGAUGAUCUCUCUUCCUUCGCUAAGGUCAUGGUUAUUAGGCGUUUGAUUGGGUAGUUUCCUUAAGAUGUAGAUUCUGUGGGCUUUCAAUCUAUUUCAGGAUGUUUUGCUUGUGAAGAGUUGGAAGAGUUCUACGUUUGUGUGGAGGCUAGUUGUGUUGACCCUUGCCAUGGUCAGUGGCGUGUAUAUAUUUUCAAUUUGUCUGAAGCAGAUAGGCACUGGCACUAAGGUUCGUUUUCUAGAGAUCAAGGUUGAACAAAAGCCCUGCCCAGAACCUAACAUUGAACCUUGGGAGAUUCCUUAUGUGCACUACCCUAAACCAAAAACUUACAGCAGGGCGGAAUGCGCUUGCCACCCUGUGCGCUAUUUUGUUAUUCUGUCGAUGCAGAGAUCUGGGAGUGGAUGGUUUGAGACGUUUUUAAAUAGUCAUGAUAACAUAAGUUCAAAUGGGGAAAUAUUUUCAGUUAAGGUGAGAAGGAGCAACAUUUCAACAAUAACAGAGACGCUGGAUACAAUUUAUAAUCUAGACUGGUUAAGUAGUGCUUCAAAAAAUGAGUGCACCACUGCUGUUGGCUUGAAGUGGAUGCUGAAUCAGGGAUUGAUGCAGCAUCACGAACAAAUUGCUGAGUACUUCAGAAUACAUGGUGUUUCGCUCAUAUUUCUUUUCAGAAGGAAUCUUUUGCGCCGGAUGGUUUCUGUACUUGCAAAUGAAUAUGAUAAGAACGCUAAGCUAUUAAACGGGACUCACAAAUCUCAUGUUCAUUCACCCAAGGAGGCAGAAGUGCUUGCAAACUACAGGCCUAUAAUCAAUUCAACAUUGCUGAUUGCACAGCUUAGACAAGUGAAUGAAACCACGACCAAAGCCUUGGAGUAUUUCAAGAGCACCAGGCAUAUUAUCCUGUACUAUGAAGAUGUUGUAAAAAACCGCACCAAACUAAGGGAUGUUCAGGAUUUUCUAAAGGUUCCUCAAAUGGAUUUGAAGAGCCGUCAGGUGAAGAUACAUAAAGGGUCCUUAUCUAGCCAAAUUGGAAACUGGAACGAUGUAAGCAAGGUACUAACAGGAACACCAUUCGAGAGUUUCAUCCGUGAAGAUUAUCGCAGGUAAAGUGGUGGGUAUGUACAUACCACGUUUUGCCUUUUCUUUUUUCCUUUUCUCUCUUCUUCCCACGCUGUUAACAUUCCUCUGAUCCUCUGUUCACAAAUUGCUUCAAGAGCCAACAGGAGAACAACCAACCACCCUGUUGAAAUUUUGGCCAUGGCCCUCAUUUUUGUAUUGUUGUUGUUUUUGUCUUCCUAUUUAAUUCAUUCUUUGUACUGGUGCAACAUCCAUGCACUUUGUAUUGAUGCAAUUUCAACUUGAAAUGUGUUCUUGAGA